Recurvomyces mirabilis is the source of this 1824-nucleotide messenger RNA. RefSeq lists its product as uncharacterized. Gene Ontology annotation, molecular function: metalloendopeptidase activity. The record is from RefSeq and is a predicted model, not a curated record. NCBI's taxonomy places the organism in Eukaryota, Fungi, Ascomycota, Dothideomycetes, Mycosphaerellales, Teratosphaeriaceae. The coding region runs from base 1 to 1824 and encodes 607 amino acids. The transcript is spliced from 2 exons. Gene Ontology annotation, biological process: proteolysis.
AUGCUGAUGCGAAGUGUCAUCUUGCUAUUUGCUCUAGCCUGUAUUAGCACCAAGACAAUCUCAGCAUGGCCACUGUCCGGCGUGAGACAUGCUACCGGAGCUGAUGACGGCCAAAUCAACACGACCGCUUCGUCCAGCCGCUCGACAGACUCUCUUAAACGAAGAUGGUUCGCCUUCAAAUCCGAAGAUGAACUAAAGGGAGAGGGUGGAGAGGAACACGCUCACACACGAGGUUAUGGCACUUGGCCAGCCAAGACAUAUCCCGUUGGACAUCCAUAUCAUACGAACGGAGCCGCACGAUCGCAUAUUCCCUUCUGCUUCGUGGAAGAUGAAAAUGCCGAUACGCUUGCUGAGCAGAUGGCAUAUGCUGUUGCUAUGUGGUGGCCGGCAUUUCGUCUGUCUUCUGCAAUGAUUCUACCUGAUGCAGAAUGUUAUGAUUCAAAGGCCUCGGGGCCCGAGAGAAAAUUGUUGCUCCGCUGUGUCUGUGGCAAGCAAUCUCAUGGCAAGAGCACGGGUGAUGAGACCCUCCAGAUCUCACUUCGACCGUUCGGUAAUCAGUUCUCUGACACAUCCGGUGGCUAUGACCAUCAGACCAGCAAGCCUGGGCGCCACGGUCUUGCGCUCCUCUCAUUCGUGGCUCCUGAUAAGAUCGUAGAUGAAAAUGAACGUGCGAACUUGUGGUACAGGCAGGCUAGCGACUUGACACACGAGCUAGGUCACGUACUAGGAUUGCUGCAUGAGCAUGAGCGGCCAGAUCGCGACCACUUUCUUGACCUUGACUGCACGGCUUUACUCGGCUACGGGGAGGCCGAAAAAUUAGCUUUAGAUCUGGCUAAUGCAGGAGACUGGAAGAACGAGCCCACCAUGAAACAGAGGAUGGAGCGUAUAUGCUUUGAUCCCGAAAUGUGGGAGAAAUACCUGCCCAGUGCUGAACUGUUCAAUAAGUUUGACUCUGCGGCCUGGCACGACCCCAAUGGCUUUGUAUACGACCGGAAUUAUUUCGACUACGGAAGCAUAAUGAUUUAUGACUCGGUGAUCGAAUGCGUGACACUUUACCAAUUGCCCAUCUCACGCAGAUUCCCACCAGGAUAUGUCCCGGGCCUUGGCACGGAAGCUGGGAACAAUGGGAAAGUGUACCUCGAUGGAGCUUACUACACUGGUGGCGCCUACUCCUCUCCAGCCCAGCGUAUCUCCACGAUGGAUGCAAAGCGCGUAGCAAUGCUGUAUCCGGGAACGAAGGCGCAGCAGAUCGAGGCCAGUGCACUAUCGCCAUCCGAUCAAUGGGAGGCUAUCAACACCCGUGAAAUGGUUUAUAAUUCAGCCUGGCGCCACCAGAUACUAGCCGUCUUAAAGGAUAGGGAUUUCAGGCCAUCAGUGCCAGACGUGGUCGACCAGCGUCUCCAACCCACCGUCAACCCCAAGCGGAGAUGGGCGAGCGUGUACGAAUGGUAUGAGCCACCUUCGUACAAGCAGAUCGUCAUCAACAAGACCAAGAAGCUGGUUCGUGCCAAGGAUUGGGAGAAACUGUUUGAGAGGCUCAGAGCACUGGUGCGAACGUUCAGAAUCAAGCCUGAGACAUCAGAACCAGAAGUCUACUCACCUUCUGGAUCUCUUGCAGGCUCUGGGGCCAACAGUGGCCACCGGUCCUCCACUGGAGCAAAUGAUCAACCUGAGAUCAGCGAGCAGGCAAGUGAAGCUGAGCGUACUUGGGCCGACCAGACACAUGCCGCUAUCGGGCAGAUCGCCAAUCCAGAUGGGGCAGCGCAAGGUUCCGGAGAUAGAGGAUCGUCCAGGUCCUCGGUGACAGAUGAAGGUGGCAACUAG